UUGUCUCUUCGGCUUGGCUGGUUAAUCAAUGGAGCUUUUCUAGAAAGCCUACAAUAUUAACGUGGCUAUUGUUGUUUAGUUAAGAAGCCAGCAGAUGAUCUCAUUGACAAAGAGAAAGGCCGAAGCUUACAGAGAGGAAGUAUGUCAUGAAGUGACCAACAAAAUGUUAGUGGGAGAGGUAGAAGAAAAAGCGCCUGCAAAUGAGAGAGGAAGCGAGAAUUAUACGAAAGAUGGGACAGUGGAUCUUAAGGGCAGACCUGUCUCGAGGUCAAAAACUGGAAGAUGGAGAGCUUGUUCCUUCAUUGUAGGUUAUGAAGUGUUUGAGAGGAUGGCAUACUAUGGAAUAGCAUCAAACCUAGUGGUUUACUUGACAGAUAAACUGCACGAGGGCACUGUGAAAUCUGCAAACAAUGUCACCAACUGGGCUGGCACUGUUUGGAUGACACCAAUUUUAGGUGCUUAUAUUGCAGAUGCUCAUCUUGGUCGAUUCUGGACUUUUGUCAUUUCGUCGCUCAUCUAUCUCUCGGGAAUGUCCCUGUUGACACUGGCUGUUUCAGUUCAUUCCCUGAGGCCACCAUCAUGCGGCCAAGGCAUCAAAAAAGAAGACUGCACAAAGCAAGCUUCUUCUCUGCAACUAGGCAUAUUCUACUCUGCACUGUAUAUAAUUGCAAUUGGGACUGGAGGGACCAAGCCCAACAUUUCCACCAUGGGAGCUGACCAGUUUGAUGAUUUUGAACCCAAUGAGAGAAUCCAUAAGCUAUCCUUCUUCAACUGGUGGAUGUUCAGCAUUUUCUUUGGUACCCUCUUCUCCAACACUUUCUUGAUAUACAUACAAGACACUGUGGGAUGGACUCUUGGCUAUGCCAUCCCUACACUAGGACUCUUCGUCUCCAUUGUGGUUUUCUUGGUGGGCACUCCAUUUUACAGGCACAAAUUGGCUGUAGGCAGCCCUUUUACUAGGAUGGCUAAGGUUCUUGUAGCAGCUGUUAAUAAGUGGAAGGUUUCUGUCCCAGAUGACCCUAAGCAGCUUUAUGAACUUGGUUUGGAGGAUUAUUCAAAUUCUGGAAUGUUCAGAAUUGAUCACACCCCUUCCUUGAGAUUCCUUGAUAAAGCUGCAGUGAAGACUGGUUCAUCAUCUCCGUGGAUGCUGUGUCCUGUGACUCAAGUUGAAGAAACCAAGCAAAUGAUAAAAAUGCUUCCAGUCUUACUUGCAACGUUUAUACCAAGCACAAUGCUAGCUCAAGUCACCACACUAUUUGUGAAGCAAGGCACCACAUUAGACAGGAGUAUGGGUCCUCAUUUUGAAAUCCCUCCCGCUUGUCUCACAGCAUUUGUAACCAUCUUCAUGCUCAUAAGCCUAGUCAUCUAUGACCGAUAUUUUGUUCCCACAAUCCGCCAUUACACGAAAAACCCUAGGGGGAUCACACUGCUUCAGAGAAUGGGAAUUGGAUUCGUGUUGCAUAUCAUUGUCAUGAUUAUAGCUUCCUUUGCUGAAAGGAAGAGACUAAGUGUUGCAAAAGAACAUGGCCUUUUUGUUAAAGAUGAUAAAAUUCCUCUCAGCAUUUUCAUACUUCUUCCUCAGUUUGCUUUGAUGGGGGUUGCAGAUACCUUUGUGGAAGUAGCAAAGCUGGAGUUUUUCUAUGAUCAAGCACCAGAAGGAAUGAAAAGCCUGGGAACCUCUUACUUCACUAGUAGCCUGGGAAUUGGGCAUUUUAUAAGCAGUCUGAUUCUAACAGCAGUUUCUGAUAUUACUAAAAGCCAUGGCAGCAGGGGAUGGAUUUUGAAUAAUCUGAAUAUUUCUCAUUUAGACUACUACUAUGCAUUUCUGGCAUUCCUCGGAUUCAUCAACUUAAUUUUCUAUGUAUUUGUCGCCAAGUCAUUUGUGUACAAUGUUGAUGUUGAUACCAACUCCAGAAAGGAUUUCCAGGAAGCCAUGGAAGCUUCACAUGUCUCAUAA
Messenger RNA from Carica papaya (papaya), 1957 nucleotides. The record is from RefSeq and is a predicted model, not a curated record. NCBI's taxonomy places the organism in Eukaryota, Viridiplantae, Streptophyta, Magnoliopsida, Brassicales, Caricaceae.